This is a messenger RNA of Pelodiscus sinensis (Chinese soft-shelled turtle), 2678 nucleotides long. NCBI's taxonomy places the organism in Eukaryota, Metazoa, Chordata, Testudines, Trionychidae. The record is from RefSeq and is a predicted model, not a curated record.
AUGCACGACAAGGUCAUCUAUCUGCCCAUCUUCCUGCUCUCUAUUUCAUCUGUCAGCUCGUGGUUCCUGAAAUAUCGGCAACUACAUAGUGCACCUUACUCUGGAAAUCCCUGCGCCUCAAGCCGUUUGCCGAGGGGGAGAUUUGGGGACGCAUUGCCAGCCGCGAGCUGGGGGCCUGGGCCAGGAAGGGCGGGUAGGGGGGUACAGCACAGAGCUGUGAUUACAGAUGAAGCCGGAGGGGAUCGUUCCUAUAUGAGAUUAACAGAAAAAGAGGAUGAAACAUUGCCGAUAGAUAUAGUUCUUCAAACACUGUUGGCCUUUGCACUUACGUGUUAUGGAAUAGUACAUAUUGCAGGAGAAUUUAAAGACAUGGAUGCCACUUCAGAACUAAAAAAUAAGACAUUUGACACAUUAAGGAACCAUCCAUCUUUUUACGUAUUUAAUCAUCGUGGUAGAGUAUUGUUCCAGUCUCCAGACAUAGUGAAUUCUUCAAACCAAGAUGCUUUGUCGUCCAGUGCGUCAUUGAAGUUACGAAAACUUGAACCUCUGCGCCGUUAAAGUUUUUACAGAUUAUAAUAGAACAGGACACUGAGAUGUAAUAUUGGAGUUGGGGGAUGUAAACACUUUUUUAAUUUCUGGAGCAGUAUUUAUAUUGAUCUUCCAGACUUUAUAAAAUAUAUAUAUAUAACUAAGGACCUUCUUUGUACACCGUUAAUGCAAAUGACUGAAUUGUGAGUGGGCAGUGGAGUGUAAGUUAUUGCUACAAUUAUGCUGUGAAACACAUCUUUGAACUUUCAUAUAUUAAUGUUGCAGUUGAUUUUUUUUGUUAGAACUAUUCUUAUCCUUAAGAAAAGGCAAAGUUUUAAUUUUAAUGAAUAUUCUUUGAAGAGAGGGAAUGCUUUAAUGCUAUUUAUUUUCUUGAUUUUCUUGUAUUACCCUUUAAGAAACUCCGUCAGAUAUAAUGGAUGCAUUGCAGCAUUUAGCAGCAAGAAAAGUUAGGACAAGAAGCUGUCUCCUGUUCCUAGAAAGUCUGAGAUGCACAUUUUGGGUCUGUUUGCUGUCAUUUUCACAAUGCUAGAAAAGUGGCUGUGUUGGACGGGUUUUCUAAGUCUUAAUUUUCAAGUUAUUCUCCUGUUUAAAAACAUACUAUUCUAUUGCUCCCAAAUUUGUCAAGAAUGCUACAGCUGGUAAAUGUACAGGAGAGACUGCUUGGUGUUUUUUUGAUAAUCAAAUAUGUUCAGCUUGUUUAUCCACUGUAUUUGUAUUGAUCUCUGUGCAUGUAUGCAGGAAUGUUCAUAAGAUGGCUCAGUCAUAUUUCAAUACCAUACACAGCCCCAGAAACUAGUUUCUCUCAUAUGCAUUCUGAGGAGCAGUUUUCAUAAGUAUUAUAAAGAAAUAUCCAUUCUAACAGAUUGUAUAUGUUUUCCAAUAGGGUGCUUUAAGGAUUAGGGGGCUAAAUGUGCGUGGUGUCACUAGGCCCUGAAGCAUCAAAUCAAGCUAAUGAAACUUACCUCUGAGCCAUUAGCUGACUUGAGAACUGUUUUGAGGGCACAUGUUCUUAAAGCAUGGCUUAGCCUUUAACCUUUACUAACUUUUUUAAAGGCUGGUUUUACUGUUUAACUUUGUCUAGGUGUGGCAUUUCAAAUUGGUAACUGAAAGUUUCUCUGCUGCUUCCAUGACAUAGCAGAGAUCCUUUGUAUUGUGUAAAAUGCUUUACAAGGCCCACAUUGAUUGCUGUAUAUUCCCUCUGGAAGAGCUCUUACUUCAGCAUGCAAAACUCAGCCUUUUACCCUAUUUAAAAAAAAAAAUUUUUUUUAUUCAACCCAGCAAUCUGAAAGUUCAAAAGCAAAAAGUAUAGGAAAGCCACAGAAAACUAAGCACCUUCUGCUGGUCCAUCUAAGGGCCUAGUAUCUGUAUGAGAACAGCUGUAUGGGUAGUUGCUUGGAGUAGUUUUAAGAAUGUCAGUAGGAGGUUCUUUGGGCUGGUUAAAUAUCCAGAAGGAUUAGUGUGGUGGUUAAAACAUUAGUCUUCGAUCCCCUUCCCCCAGAGUCAUAAAUAAGCUCUAUUAACUGAUCGCUGCUACCUUUGAAAUCCUUGAGCUGUCCCUUUUAACUUCAUUUUUACAUACAAGGCUGGUAUAUAAGGAAAGGACUGCUUUUUGCCCUGACAGCUGAUCUGGAGGAAAUAGAUAUAUCUAAGCCAUCAAGACUCUUGCUAGCUAUGGAGGAGCACAAGUGGUAUGGGAAAUGAAAUGAGGUUCUCAUGCCAUUGGAUUAAAUGACAAAAGGUGAAGAAAGAAGACCUGAGCUUAUGUUACUGGCCUAGAAGACUGAUAUGCCAAUUGUUUGGCAGCAUACCAUUUGCCUAACAGCUCUAGAGCAGGGCUGCUCACCUUUUAGUAUCUCAGAAGCCAUGUUCAUGCUGCUGUCAGGCUGUCUAGACCUACUUGGCGCAAGAGGUGCUACAGUGUGAAGUCUGGCGUCCUGCUUGGAGCAAAAUGUUUGUGUCUCAACUCUCAAUGUUUCAGUUUGAGAGCUGCAAAGCACUUUGGUGGUUGCAUCUGGCCUGUUAAUCACAUGAGGCGUAGCCUUACUCUUUAGGAAACAAUGGUUAUAUCAUAAAGCUGUACACUUUUUCCUAUCUUGCAAUGCCCAAUAAAGAAUCGAUAUCCUUACGAA